GAUUAUCUAUUUUCACUCUUAGAUAAAUUUGGAAAUGCUGUUCCAGCAGUUCAUCCUUUUGAUGUGUAUGCUCGACUCCAUAUGGUUGAUAGUCUUGAAAAGUUGGGUAUUGAUCGCCAUUUUAAGGAGGAAAUUGAAAGUAUACUAGAGGAAACAUGGAGAAUGUGGCAAAAGGAAGAAGAUGACAUAUUUUUAGAACCCACCACAUGUGCCAUGGCAUUUCGUUUGCUACGUUUGCAUGGAUACAAUGUUUCUUCAGGUACCUUUUGCUAUGCGUUUUCCUCAUCAUGCUUAUUUGGAUUUCAUUUUAAACCGAAGAUCUAUAGAGCAUUACGACGCCCAUCAAAAGAGAAUUUUGAAAUCUUCAUAUUGUUCUAUGAAUCUCCCCAACAAAGAAUUCCUCAAAUUGGGAGUAGACAACUUCAAUCACUCUCAACUAUUAUUUCUUGAAGAAUUCAACCUGUUCAACAAGUGGUUUAUGGAGAGUGGAUUGGAGAAACUACAUUUUCCAAUCUCAAAAGCAAAAGCUGCCUAUUCCUUC
This is a messenger RNA of Neltuma alba, 541 nucleotides long. Its product is annotated as ent-kaur-16-ene synthase, chloroplastic-like. Lineage: Eukaryota; Viridiplantae; Streptophyta; Magnoliopsida; Fabales; Fabaceae. Gene Ontology annotation, molecular function: terpene synthase activity; magnesium ion binding. The record is from RefSeq and is a predicted model, not a curated record. The transcript has 6 exons. The coding region runs from base 82 to 450 and encodes 122 amino acids. Gene Ontology annotation, biological process: gibberellin biosynthetic process. Gene Ontology annotation, cellular component: chloroplast.